Molecule: messenger RNA, 2563 nt
Organism: Ostrinia furnacalis (Asian corn borer)
Lineage: Eukaryota; Metazoa; Arthropoda; Insecta; Lepidoptera; Crambidae
Product: sodium/hydrogen exchanger 9B1
Exons: 11
Coding region: 253-1794 (513 amino acids)
Source: RefSeq, a predicted model, not a curated record
CUAUCAACGGACUGCGAAUGUCAAUUUAAGUAUAUAUAUUGGUUCGGUCCCCGGCGAGUUGGUCUGCGCGAGCGCACCGGGUAGUGUCGCGCGCGCCCUUGGUCGCUCAAUAAGCAAACAGCGAUGCCUUUGUAGUCGGCUGCCAGUGGCUUUCAUAAAUAUACACAUUAGUGGUUCUUACUGAAAAGCUACUUGUAAUUUAUUCAAAGUUCCAGACAUAGGAAUAAGAUAUAGAAAUGCAAGAAAAUAAGGAUGCGACCACGGGCUUCGAUAACGGGGUUUAUACUGUGUUCUACCACAAGGAAGCGAAAACGUGAAGCCCCAGAGUUUUUGACGGCCCACAAUGAAAUUAAAGCAAAAUGUCCGAGUGACGACAAAAAGAAACCGUGGCUGACCACCGUAGUUCCUGUGAUUUGCAACUAUUUAACGUUAACUAUUAUAGGCUUAUCACUAUGGGGUGCGCUGUGGUGUUUGUGGGGAGAGGGCUGGAGCAUCCAAGGUGCUUGGUUCCGAUUGGCGCUGGUGGCAGUGAUAGCGUGGGCGAGUGGGCAGGCGCUACAGGCGCUGACGCUACUGCCGCCGCUGUUAGCCGCGCUACUGACCGGCAUCCUGGCUAAAAACCUCGGCUUUUUAGACAUGAACGAAUUUACAGACGUUGACAUGUUUCUAAGGAAGCUAUACCCUAUCGUAAUUCUUGGGAAGGGUGCCCUUGCGUGGGACGUAGGCUUCAUGAUUCAGAACUGGAAACGGGUAGCGACACUCGGUGUACUCCCUUGGCUCGCUGAGGUCGUGGUCCUAGCGAUGCUGGUGCAUCACUUUCUUGGAUUCCCUUAUGUCUGGGGAUUUCUUCUCGGCUCCAUUUACGCUUCGGUGUCAUGUCCAGUCGUGAUGCCGCCAGUACUAAGGGUCAGCGCAAGUGCAGGCAGCCCGCGCAACUGGCCGCAACUGGUGUGCACGGCGGGAGGCAUAGACACGGCGCUCAGCGUCGGUGUCUAUGGCCUGAUCUAUAGCAUAAUAUUCUAUGAAGCCAGCGAUGGAUGCCGCUAUACAAAGGCGGCUCUGACGUUAUUCGCCGGGGUCGGAUUAGGGGUAUUGAUGGGAUGCGUGGCGGGGCUAAUCCCGCACCCGCGGGAUUUCUACGUGACGGAGCUACGGAUACUGCUCGUCGUGGUGGGCGGGCUGCUGGCGAACAUGCUCACUUAUAUGUUUGGGUGGGGAGGCACAGGUGGUGUAGCAGUUCUAGCGUGCAAUGCUACCGCCGCGACGUUUUGGGCGCGAGACGGAUGGAAACUCAACAACAAUCCAGCCUCUACUGCCUACCGCGUGAUGUGGUCUACACUAGAACCGAUCCUCUUUGCCUACACGGGGACAUUCUUUGAGAUUAACAGCAAUGUCUCUACACAAUUAGUGCCGGGAUUCGCAAUCCUGGCUGUGUGUUUAUUUGUACGACUGACAGUCGCCGCUCUGACGUGCUGGGACUUCCCGAUCAAGGAGAAACUCUUCGUGUGCUGCGCUUGGACACCAAAGUCUAUUGUAGAGGCGGUGCUAUGUCCAUUGGCCCUCAACACUUUCACCCUAGCAGGAGAUUUCGACAGCGACGAGCGUCAGUUCGCGGAAGGCUUGCUCCGACUCAUCGUCCAAGCCAUCCUCAUCACCACGCCUAUCGGGUUCCUACUCACGAACCACUUAGGGCCUGUGCUUUUGCGGACGGCUGAAAAGGAUUGUGAGAAAGAUGACCCAAGUCCUCAACGCAGAAAAUCGAUUAAUGGAUCUCAGAACGAUUUGAAGAUAUGAAGGGACGGGACGAAAAUGAGUCCAAUGAAACUUAAGCAAUAGCUAGUCUGAUUAAAAUGCUAAUCAACAAAGGUGCUAAUAUAGUUGUAUGACUGUACAAAUGUAUAUUCAAUAAACUUACCCUCUGUUCAUACAAAAUUAAACACAUAAUAAAUAUUCUGUUGCGUAUUAAGUCAAAUGUUGAUUUCAAUAAGACGAAAAAAGACAAAACAGCAUCUUAGAAAAUCGUAAUUUACGAUUUUUUUUAAAGACAGUUUUAAUUUUGAUGAAUAAGAGAGUUAUUAUAGUAAUAAAGCUUAUUAACAACAAACUUAACUCACAAGAUGUAUUUAUUGUCAAGUAAGAACGAAUAUACAAACAAAUUAUUGAAUCUAAAUUCAUUUUUCUUUAGUGUGAUUUUGUAUUUAUAUCUAGGAAUAUUUGUAAUACAAACCAUUCCUACUUCUCAUCACUAAUAAAACCGUGGACCAUUUAGUUAUGUAAGAUAACAAUUCCUGUAGAAAAUUUUACAUUUGAUUUCGGCUGUAAAUUGUGAUAAGUUUUGUAAUGUUCAAAACAUCUAGAUCUAAAGAUUGGUUACUUCGUUUUUUCAGACCCUGUGAGUAAAUAUACGUUCGUGAUAUUUUAGAGAUUAUUUCGUAGUUAGAUUUAGAGACCUAUUAUAUUUAAUAGAUCUCAUAAGUAAACUAGAUGUAAGUAGACCAUUAUGCCAGUAAUCGCUAUGACACUAUGUCAAAUUCUCGAAUGAAGUAAGUCCUAAGUUAGAAAA